Capsicum annuum is the source of this 254-nucleotide messenger RNA. RefSeq lists its product as uncharacterized. The record is from RefSeq and is a predicted model, not a curated record. Lineage: Eukaryota; Viridiplantae; Streptophyta; Magnoliopsida; Solanales; Solanaceae.
GCGCCGUCAACUUCAAAAUCGGCGUCGCGUUCACAGCAGCAAAGGAGGCCCAGGUUUGCGCCGGAAUUGGACGGCGUUCACUGUUUCGAAACAAUUAUUCCUUAUUGAUUUUAUAUGAAGUGCAAAAAGAUUGAAAUUCUUUAUUAUUGUUUGAUUGUAAUUAGCAAACGGCCAUGUAACAGUAAAUCACGGAGGUUGAUACAAUUUAGUAGUAUUAAGUCUGAUAAUUAACUUGUUUGAACAACUUCGAUUCA